AUGAGUCAAAGUGAGCAGAGGUUACGCUUGAGAUCCAGACCUCGCUCCCGCUCUGAUAGAAGGAGUCGACGCAGGUCCAGGGGUCGCUCUAGCAGCUGUGGGCGAUUUUCUCGCGGCAUCCAACUCCGACCUUCCCAGCAGGUUCAUGAGAGACGCAGCCAAGCAGGCAAUAGGCCCAAGGCGCUCUUCCUCAUGGGAUUGCCAGGAGCUGGGAAAACGACGGUGAAGAAGGAUAGGAUGAGCAAAGAAUUUUUCGUAAAUGUCGAGCCUGACCAGCUGAAACGUUUUCACAGGCAUUUCUCCAGUUCAAUGAGCGAGGAGACCGACACAGAAGUGCACAGAUGGAGUGUCAGGCGAGCUGUGGAUGCUUUUGAGGAUGCGCUCAACGACAGAAGGAGACCCAAUGUGCUCUUCGACUCUUCUGGCUCAAACUCGCAGUGGCUGGCACGCCGCCUCGAGACUGCGCGCCAUGCAGGCUACCAGACAGAGCUGCUGUGGGUGGACGUGCCUGUGGAGAUAGCCUUGUGGCGGAAUCGAAACCGAGCAAAAUCCAAAGGACAGUGGUGUCCAGAGUGCAUUAUCAUGGAAAAGUCAGAGGUAAUGCGAAGCAGCUUCGAGGAGCUCCGUGACACUGCCAAUGCAGCCAGCAGAAUACAGAACUGGGACCCAGAGGGUGAUGAGCUGAAGCAGGCAAAGCAGGACCUGUACCUAUAUCCAGCCCCCAGGACGCGGGCAGCCACCGUGCACCCAAGCGAUCCAACUUAUGGAGAGGCCCCACCUGGUGCGCGCUCCCCAUCGCCGACUCGCACGUCGCAAAGGACGAUUCGAAUCGGGCCUUGGAAACGCAGUGACGACGUGAUGAAAGCCAAAAGCGCCAGGCUGAAAUGGAUGGAUGAGACCUACAGAGGAAAUCGCGAAAAGUUUGUCCUGGAGGAGGUUCUGGCAGGGCGAGAAGUGCUGUUGGAGCGAAACAUGUUUCCGUACUUGUUGCCCCCUGGCAUGGAGCAUUGGACCAUAUGGGCCAGGAAAGCGAUGGAUCACGCAGAGUUGUGUCAGUUCAUCAAGGCAUGGCUUAAUGCCAGAAAGCCACACAAUGUAAUCGCAUGGAACUAUGAUGACAACCGGCAAAUGCGAACCAUUGAUGUAUGGCAUGUCCAUAUCUACUUUCAGGGCGCAGAUGGAGAGCUGCCGAAAUUCUGCAUCAGCUCAGCAAGCGACGCAGCACCAGGUGCAAAGCCGAAAGGAUUUUGCAUUUCAGGUCGAUCGCCGUGCAGUGUUUGA
Molecule: messenger RNA, 1281 nt
Organism: Durusdinium trenchii
Lineage: Eukaryota; Dinophyceae; Suessiales; Symbiodiniaceae
Source: the annotation of a GenBank genome assembly